Messenger RNA from Labrus mixtus (cuckoo wrasse), 1717 nucleotides. Its product is annotated as leucine-rich repeat-containing protein 3-like. Gene Ontology annotation, molecular function: protein binding. The record is from RefSeq and is a predicted model, not a curated record. Lineage: Eukaryota; Metazoa; Chordata; Actinopteri; Labriformes; Labridae. Bases 838 to 1629 code for a protein of 263 amino acids. The transcript is spliced from 2 exons. Gene Ontology annotation, cellular component: plasma membrane.
UGCUGCAAAGCUGCUCUGACAGCAGGUUGUAAACUGCGAUCAAACAGUUGGACACUGACUCUUGAAGCGGCUGUUUUCUCUGUUGCUGGAGAUGUUUCUUUGCAGGGGAUUUUUUUUCCCUCAGAUUAUUUAUUCCUGGAUGUUUCAUCAAACAAAAUCGAUCUCUCUCGUGACUGCACGGAGCGGACUGUGUGAAGCUGUCAGGAUUCCUCCAAUCUGCAAAGAGGACACAUUAUUCCAUCCCCGGCACACAUGAGUAGAAUGACAUGUGUUGAUCUUUGACUGCACGAGCACGCAAACCAGUGGGUACUUGCUCCUUAGCUGUUGGAUCAGGGCUUGGACUCCCAUCUUUUUUAAGAUCAAUGAUGAAUAAGAAUGAUGUUGAAGGUGCCUGCAGAGUGAAACGUUAGCGCUCAAUGCCCAGACCAAGGCCAUGUCCAGACAGCCCUUUAAUUCAUUUGAAUGAGGCGGGAUGCCAACGCAGAGGGCACAAGUGAAAACCAGCUGGCAAAAAUGUUGAACCUGGCUCUACUUUUGCUGCAACGCUCAUCAUCCGCUAAGACUCUGCGUCGGCAAAACAAAUUCUAAGACUACUGGGUAGCGUGAAUGGAUUAUUUCUGCUGUUAGGAUUGUACUAGUUGGUGAAGACCAAAGAAUAGAUGCUGCUCUAUCAGGUUCAGGGUUUGUUCCUGAGAAGUCGCUGACUAGGCUUUGAAUUCAUGGAUCUAUCCGUCAUACUGGAUUUCCUUGUUUCAUGUCUUUCAUGUCCCAAAAGCAACAUUUUAUCACCAACGCAACUCCUUGCGUUGAUAUAACGCAGGGCUGAUUUGCCCGCUAAUGGGGGUCUCUCAAAGGUGCAGGUCAUCCGUAAAACCUCCCUCCUUUGGUUCUCCUUUCUCUGUGAGAACAUUGUGGCUUCUGUCGAUGGUUAUGACUGCACGUGCGUGCCCUAAGGUCUGUCAUUGCUCGGACAGGAACGGUGUGGUGGUGCAGUGCACCUCACGGAACUUGGAGAGCAUCCCGACGAACUUGCCCAAGGACACUGUCGUUCUCUUGCUUUCAUCUAACCGGAUCAGACACAUCACAAGGGAGGCCUUCACAGACCUCCACCGCCUCAGGGAACUGGACUUAUCUCAAAACGCCAUCGAGAAUGUGGAGGUCGGUGCCUUUCAAGGAAUUUCAGAGAGCCUGCGGACCUUGGAUCUUUCAAACAACCACCUCAGCGGCCUCCCAAAGGACACCUUCGCCAAGCUGCACGCCCGGGUCCGCCUGUCCGACAACCCCUGGCACUGUGAGUGCUCUCUGCAGGAGGUGUUAAGGGAGCUGAGGCUUGACCCGGAGACGGUGAACGAGGUCAGCUGCUACUCGUCGGUGCAGGAGGAAUACAUCGGACAAUCGGUCAUCCAAGUCCUGGACUCUGGGAUCAACUUUUGCAACUUCCACCACAAGACGACAGACGUGGCCAUGUUCGUCGCCAUGUUCGGCUGGUUUUCGAUGGUGACUGCUUACAUCAUUUAUUACAUCAAACACAACCAGGAGGACGCCAGGAGGCACAUGGAGUACCUCAAAUCGCUGCCCAGCACGUCACAUAUCAGCAAGGACUACGACACAGCCAGCAGUGUGGUCUAAUGUGUUUGAGAAUGGAUGCAACUUCACUGAGGAAUAAAAAUGAAGGAGCAGCAGAGAAUACAGAUCAAGGUGCACCAAUGAGUAUGUG